Molecule: messenger RNA, 1413 nt
Organism: Salvia hispanica
Lineage: Eukaryota; Viridiplantae; Streptophyta; Magnoliopsida; Lamiales; Lamiaceae
Product: carotenoid cleavage dioxygenase 8 homolog B, chloroplastic-like
Biological process (GO): carotene catabolic process
Cellular component (GO): chloroplast
Molecular function (GO): carotenoid dioxygenase activity
Source: RefSeq, a predicted model, not a curated record
AUGAUCGUUGAGGAAGAAGGAGACAACGUCACGACAUGGUGCGCCGAUGAAAGCUCGAGCACCACCAGUUCAUUCGUUGUAAACGACCCUCUAGUGCAGGUUGUUUCUCUCGACAUGCGCAAUGUUGUGGCCCGUUCAACUGAGAUGGGUGAUGAAGAAGCACACACUCGCCUCCAAGAGGAUCUAAUUGAAGAAAUUUGGAUGCGCGCCAACCUAAGUCAUGAAUUCUCCGAUAAUGGGCCCAAAAGCGACAAUUUCUUAGACUACAUGGGCGACCUAGCUAAGCUAUUUUCGGGGGCUUCGCUUACCGACAAUACCAUGACCAGUGUCGUUAAGCUAGGCGAUGGGCGAGUCCUAUGCUUGACCGAGACCCAAAAAGGCUCUAUUCUCAUCGACCCUGACACGUUAGACACGUUGGGGAAGUUCGAAUACACUGACAAUUUGGGGGGCCUCAUCCAAGCGGCCCACCCAAUUGUCACUGAUACCGAGUAUAUUACUUUGUUACCCGACCUAAUCAACCCAGGCCACCAAGUCGUCAGGAUGAACCCUGGCACCAAUGAGAGGAAACUCAUGGGGCGUGUCAAUUGUCGGGGCAGGCCAUCCCCUGGUUGGGUCCAUUCCUUCCCGGUCACCGAGAACUAUGUGGUGGUCCCGGAGAUGCCACUUAGGUAUUGUCCACAGAAUUUGCUAAAGGCUGAGCCCACAGAAUUGUAUAAGUUUCAAUGGCUCCCUGACUCCAAAGCCUACAUGCAUGUUAUGUGCAAAGCUACUGGCAAGACUGUGGCGAGUGUGGAGGUUCCUCCGUUUGUGACGUUUCUUUUCAUCAAUGCUUACGAAGAGACAGAUGAAGAUGGAAGAGUGACGGCUGUUAUUGCUGAUUGUUGUGAACAUAAUGCUGAUCCUGCCAUUCUUCCAAACCUUUCACUCCAUAAUCUUCGCUCGUUACACAGCCAAGAUGUGUUCCCUGGUGCAAAGGUUGGGAGAUUUAGGAUUCCAAUUGAUGGGAGCCCUAAUGGGACAUUAGAGGCAGCAUUGGAUCCAAAUGAGCAUGGGAGAGGCAUGGAUAUGUGUAGCAUUAACCCUAACUUUUUGGGGAAGAAAUAUCGCUAUGCAUAUGCAACUGGUGCAAAAAGGCCUUGCAACUUCCCAAAUACCAUUACUAAGCUUGAUUUAGUGGACAAGAAGGCUAAGAGCUGGUGUGAGGAAGGCUCUAUCCCAUCCGAGCCCUUCUUCGUUGCUAAGCCGGGUGCCACUGAGGAAGAUGAUGGUGUUGUGAUCUCAAUGGUUAGUCAGAAGAAUGGUGAUGGAUUUGCCUUGGUGUUAGAUGGAACUACUUUUGAAGAGAUUGCUAGAGCUAAAUUUCCCUAUGGUCUUCCUUAUGGGCUGCAUGGAUGCUGGGUUCCCAAGAAUUGA